AUGCCGGGAACGUACCAAUACUUCACCGAGAUCAAUUUUGAAUACCACACUCACAGUUUUGGCGCCAUAAGCCACUGUGAUCCAAGGUUCGCUCCGUCACGACCACCCAGUAUCGAAGAAACGAAGAAGACGCUCUUGACUUUAUUGGAAUCUUUUGCCGCGACAAUGAACGAUCUUCGCGCCGAGACUUGGAUCGCCCAUGGAACCUUACUGGGAUGGUAUUGGAACCAGAAGGUCCUACCCUGGGACAAUGAUAUUGAUGUCCAGAUGACCAUGGAGACACUAUGCAGGUUGGCUGCCCACAAUAUGAGCGAGUAUCACUAUCCAGCAGGAGGUGCUGGUGAGUACACGCCAAGGGUAUACCUUCUGGACAUCGACCCGCAUUAUAGGACAGUAUCGACCCGGGAUGUUGCCAACAAAAUCGACGGUCGAUGGAUCGACACCACGAAUGGGAAGUAUAUCGAUAUCACGGCCGUGCACGUCAGUGUUGGCAAAACGGAGCACACGCCGUUCGACCAGGGCGUUCUCUUCUCCAAAGACCGUCAUCGCUAUUUGAGCGAGGAGUUGUUCCCCUUGGAAGACAAGAGUUUCGAAGGCGUUGCCGUGAAAGUCCCGCACAAGCCUUCCAAGAUUCUUUCUGGCGAGUAUGGGAAGAAGUCUCUUACAGACACUCGCUUUCACUGGUGUGCUCAUGCCCUUCCCUUAGCUUCAGUCCGUCCAGGGGUCUCAUAUUGA
Messenger RNA from Cladophialophora carrionii CBS 160.54, 735 nucleotides. RefSeq lists its product as uncharacterized. The coding region runs from base 1 to 735 and encodes 244 amino acids. The record is from RefSeq and is a predicted model, not a curated record. Lineage: Eukaryota; Fungi; Ascomycota; Eurotiomycetes; Chaetothyriales; Herpotrichiellaceae. The transcript is spliced from 2 exons.